CCGAAUCGUUAAAGAAAAUGAAAAGGCAAAUAAUAAGAAAUAAAAGAUGGAGGCGUCGCCCAGCCCUAAUCGCAUCUCGCGUCGAUCGCCGCUACGCUCCGUCGGCGACUGCCAAAGCGUUUCUUUGUUAUGCUAGUUUGAGUUUCUGUUUUAGUCUAGUUCAAAGAAAUGGAAGAUGCAGGAAUAUCAAGCUUUUGGGGACCUGUGACAUCUACCACAGAACUCUGCGAGGAAAACUAUGCAUAUUCUUCAUAUAUCGCUGAAUUUUACAACACUAUAUCAAACAUUCCCUGCAUUCUAUUGGCACUCAUCGGCCUAAUAAAUGCCCUAAGACAAAGGUUUGAGAAAAGAUUCAGUGUUCUUCAUAUUUCCAAUAUGAUCCUUGCAAUUGGGAGUAUGAUAUUCCAUGCCACAUUGCAAAAUGUGCUACAGCAGAGUGAUGAAACACCAAUGGUAUGGGAGAUGCUGCUUUAUCUCUAUGUUAUUUACUCACCCGACUGGCACUACAGGAGCACUAUGCCGACUUUUCUCUUCAUAUACGGUGCUGCCUUUGCCGUGGUUCAUUUCUUUGUGCGGUUUGGAAUAGUUUUCAAGAUACAUUAUAUCGUCCUUUGCCUUCUCUGUGUUCCUCGGAUGUACAAGUACUACAUACAAACAAAAGACAUUGCAGCAAAACGUCUUGUCAAGCUCUACGUGAUGACGAUCUUCCUUGGAACAUUAUGCUGGUUGUUUGACAGAAUAUUCUGCAAGAAACUAUCGCGCUGGUACAUCAAUCCUCAGGGCCAUGCGUUGUGGCAUGUGCUUAUGGGGUUCAAUUCCUACUUCGCGAACACCUUCUUGAUGUUCUGCCGUGCGCAGCAGAGGGGCUGGGAGCCACAGGUUGCUCACCUCUUCGGCUUUUUUCCAUAUGUGACGAUCCAUAAGCCCAAAAAGCAGGAUUGAGAAGGAAGGUAUUCACAAAGUGUUCGAUACUGGUUUCAUUCUGCACUCUGAAACAGAUGUUCGACAUAUUUUGUUAGUUUUAGAGAAGCAUGAACUGGAACUUGCUUUGUAUCAUAUAACUAACUCUGCAAUCCAUGCUGAUAAAGUGGAACAUGAACCAUUUUCUUUCUUUCUUUUUUCGCUUUAUCAUGUGUAUGUUUUGUAAGGUUUAGACUCAGAAUUGGAUUCAAUUCUUUUUUCUUCAA
Zingiber officinale is the source of this 1187-nucleotide messenger RNA. RefSeq names its product alkaline ceramidase-like. The transcript has 3 exons. Gene Ontology annotation, molecular function: hydrolase activity, acting on carbon-nitrogen (but not peptide) bonds, in linear amides. The record is from RefSeq and is a predicted model, not a curated record. Gene Ontology annotation, biological process: response to salt stress; ceramide metabolic process; autophagy. Gene Ontology annotation, cellular component: membrane. NCBI's taxonomy places the organism in Eukaryota, Viridiplantae, Streptophyta, Magnoliopsida, Zingiberales, Zingiberaceae. Bases 169 to 942 code for a protein of 257 amino acids.